AUGUCCACAACCCAGACCACUGAAUCUCCCUCAACAUGGAAGCCUAAAGCCAUAAUAUUUGAUCUCUUCACCGCGCUACUUGACUCCUGGACCCUCUGGGCCGCCUCCACACCUCAGGACAGCGCUGCCGAUGGUCGACUUUGGCGCGCACGUUAUCUUGAAAUCACGUUUGGUUCAGGCACAUACGUGCCCUAUGAAGAUCUUGUCCGCACCGCAGCACGAGAUGUUGGCCUUCCCCAGUCUGCUCCUGAGGCUUUAUUACGUAACUGGGAUGGAUUGGCACCAUGGCCUGAGGCACCUGCUGUGCUACAGAGGCUGAGAGCUCAGGGUUAUAUGCUUGGCGUGGUAACAAACUGCUCGAAAGAGUUGGGGCAUCGAGCGGCUAGUAGGGCGAGUCAGAGUUCCAUUGAUUUUGAUGCCGUCGUAACAGCGGAGGAAAGUGGGUUUUACAAGCCGGCCUCGCAGGCGUAUCAGGCUAUCUUGACGGCUAUGGCAGUGGAUGCCCGUGAUGUGUUGUUCGUUGCUGGCAGCGCUGGCGACGUCCAAGGGGCGACCAAGGCGGGUAUGAGAGUUGUGUGGCACAACAAAGUUGGUAUGGCAAAGGCCGGUAAUAUCGAACCGCUUCGGGAAGGUAGGACGUUGGAUGACGCUCUCAAGAGCUUCUUGUAA
Messenger RNA from Exophiala aquamarina CBS 119918, 669 nucleotides. RefSeq names its product haloacid dehalogenase, type II. The record is from RefSeq and is a predicted model, not a curated record. NCBI's taxonomy places the organism in Eukaryota, Fungi, Ascomycota, Eurotiomycetes, Chaetothyriales, Herpotrichiellaceae. The coding region runs from base 1 to 669 and encodes 222 amino acids. The transcript has a single exon.